AGUCAGUGAUGCUUCAGCCUGCAGACACCAUGAAGGCAACUCUGCUUUUCCUCCUGUUGUUGAGCGUCUGCCAGACGUCUGUCCACAGUCGGGCCUCUGUGACAGUCACCCCCAAUAAGUCUCAGUUUGUAGAUUAUGACACAGUCUCCGUGAGCUGUGAGCAGAUGAGCUCCGGUGAAUGGACAACGUGGAGAUGCACCACAAAAAGUAAGACUGUGACCCAGUGUGGAGUGGGCUGGGGCAAGCUGAAUUCCUCCACCUGCGUCAUCAACUCAGUCAAGCAGACCGACAGCGGAGUGUACUGGUGUCAAUCCAAACAGGGAGAGAGCAGCAACACCGUCAACAUCACCGUCAUUGGUGGACCAGUGAUCCUGAGGAGUCCUGUCCUCCCUGUGAUGGAGGGACAUGACGUCACUCUGUCCUGUAGGACAACGACGUCCUCCAACCUCCCAGCUGGUUUCUAUAAAGAUGGCUCCUUCAUCAGGACUGAGCCUGAAGGUCACAUGACCAUCCAGCAUGUUACCAAGUCUGAUGAAGGCCUCUACAGGUGUAACAUGACAGGUGGAGAGUCUCCACCCAGCUGGCUGCUGAUGAAAGAUGAUUCGGACCCGGUCUCGCUCUCGGUGUCUCCUGACUCCUCUCAGCUGUUAGAGUACGAGAAUCUGUAUCUGAGCUGUGGCGACAACAGCGGCUCUCACGGGUGGAGGGUCAACAAGUUCAAUGCGACUAGAAUUAUGUCCAGCUGUAAAGAUGAAUGGAGGAAUCAAACCACUGUCGGCUGCUUCAUCCAGACGGUCAAGCACAGCGCCACCUACUGGUGCGAGUCUCCUGCAAAGCAGCGGAGCAACUCUGUCAGGAUCAGCGUCACUGGUGGACCAGUGAUCCUGAGGAGUCCUGUCCUCCCUGUGAUGGAGGGACAUGACGUCACUCUGUCCUGUAGGACAAAGACGUCCUCCAACCUCCCAGCUGGUUUCUAUAAAGAUGGCUCCUUCAUCAGGACUGAGCCUGAAGGUCACAUGACCAUCCAGCAUGUUACUAAGUCUGAUGAAGGCCUCUACAGGUGUAACAUGACAGGUGGAGAGUCUCCACCCAGCUGGCUGUUUGUCAAAGACCCACGCGGCUCGGCCUCAUCGGCUGCAGACUCCGCCCCGUCCGUGUUGGGAGUGAUACGCCACCUGCUGGUGUUCUCCCCGUACUGCAUCUCCACCGUCCUCAUGGUGUCCGUAUAUCGAAACAGGCCUUCAGGAAAGAACCAGCCUGUUGCUAUGACGAUGUUUCCACCCAGCGAGGAUGACGAAGAAUUGGACCAACCGUAUGAUGAUCUCAUCGCUGACGUCACCACCCAGCAUCAUUUCUAAACUUUUUCUCUCUUAAUGUUGUCUUUAUUUUUUUAAUGUAUGUUUUUAUGUCUCAGCGCCAUCGACAGGCGUGAGAGGCGUUGUGUUUUCAGAUUAUCUGUCCUGUUCGUACUUUCAUUCUCGUGAACUCGAUAUCUCAGGAACACCUGGAGGGAAUUUCUUCAGAUUGGUCACAAAUGUCCACCUGGACUCAAAGAUGAACUGAUCAGAUUUUGGUGGUCAAAGGUCACCGUGACCCCAGUAAACCCCCUCAAUAAUCCAUAUUUUAAUUAUGACAAUUCAACACAAAUGUCUAACAGGAUAAAAUGAUAAAGUGAAGACAUUUUGGACAAACAUGAAUGUAAACUGCUACUGUAAUACAGUUUUAAUGUUUUAUCAAUAAAGUGAACUUUUCAGUCAGAAUAGUUUAUUGUCACAGUUGACUGUUUUUAAUUGUUGCUUUGAUGUGUUUCCUUUUGUUUCUUGAUUGUUUUUGGCUUCACAGUUGUAACUUUUAGGGCUGAAACACUUUUAUUCAGUAUGAAUAACAAAUGAACAUGUUUGCCUUGGGCGACCCCUAGUGGUAGAAACAACACAAUAAUUAAAAUGUUCAAACUCUUUGGAUUAAAAUAUGUCUAUCACU
Messenger RNA from Anoplopoma fimbria (sablefish), 1980 nucleotides. RefSeq names its product sialoadhesin-like. The coding region runs from base 9 to 1358 and encodes 449 amino acids. Gene Ontology annotation, biological process: cell surface receptor signaling pathway. The record is from RefSeq and is a predicted model, not a curated record. The transcript has 9 exons. Lineage: Eukaryota; Metazoa; Chordata; Actinopteri; Perciformes; Anoplopomatidae. Gene Ontology annotation, molecular function: transmembrane signaling receptor activity.